Cladocopium goreaui is the source of this 1575-nucleotide messenger RNA. The record is from the annotation of a GenBank genome assembly. Lineage: Eukaryota; Dinophyceae; Suessiales; Symbiodiniaceae.
AUGCGGAUCCAGAUCAAACGCAGCCUAGCGAGGAUGUCAAAGACCUACAACCCGUACAGCUCAUCCUUUAGAGUCCACCAUGGGCAAGAGGCGGCAGCGCAGCCGCCGAAGCCCUUCCGUCUUCCGGACAAGUUCUGGGAACCGACCCCUCUGCAGGUGCAAUUGGCCAACGAGCGGAUCACCUUUCGCGACUUGGACAUCAUCCAGCACUUCCUGGCAGACAAUGGGUAUAUCUUGCCCCGACGGACCACCAUGCUUUCGCGGCGAAAGCAGCAGGAGUUGGUCAAAGCGGUGAUCACGGCUCAACACAUGGCUUUGCUGCCCUUCCGCACCAAGCCACGAGACUACCAGGUGAUGCCCUUGAUGGAUCCCUUGCAGUGGAUGGCCGAUCGGCUCUUUGAUCGAGUCCGUGAGGAUAAGGACCGGCGAAGCCGGGCCAUGCUACAAGUGAUGAUGGAACGGUAUCCCGAGCUGAACUACCGGAAUUUCCUGAAGCAUGAGGUGAUGCUUAAAGGCUCAGAGACACGAACAGACAUCCACUUGUCGGACUGCCACUGGAAGGGCAAGGGACAAAUCCUUACCAUGGGGGGACCAGAGAUGUCAGAACGAUGGGAGCCCUGCCAGGAGCUGCGUCCCGAGCUCUCCAAAUCCACACGACGGAAGGAGAAGCUGCCCACGAUUCGUGAAGAUGAAUGCGAAGAUUUGGAGCUGGAAGCCUGCAAGGUGCAAGAAAAGCUGAGUCAGACCUUUGGAGAUCUCUCAGGAGAACCAUCCCAAGCGCUGGCGAAGGACAUUGUGACGUUUCUACAGGGCGCAAAGCAGAUGGAGCGCACGCAAGCCUUGCAGUUUCUGGCACCCAAACUUUCCCAACUGGCACAAAGCGAUUCCGGCGCGCAGAUUGCCCGGUGUGCCAUCGAUGUCGCUACCAGCCGCGACAGAGCCAUAGUCCUCUCUGCGUUCAAAGGCUCCGUGAGGGAGCUUUGCAAGUCAGAAUCAGGCCAUGAGAUCCUGGUUCUAUUGAUUGACUGCAUUCCGGUGUUCUCGCUGAAUUUCAUGCUCUGCGAGAUCAUCGGCCACUGCGAGGACUUGGCCCUGCACAGAUACGGCUCCAAUGUGAUCGAGUCCAUCCUCUUGCACUUUCACCCCAUGCAGCUGCCCGAGUUCUCCAUGAAGCUUCUAGAGGCCUCUCGACGAUUGGCUCGGUCCCCUUGGGGUAGCCGUGUGCUGCAAACACUCAGCGAGUAUAGUGGUACCAGCUGCCGGGAACUCCUGAUCCGCCAGUUGACGCCCGAGGCCGCACAACUUGCGAUGCAUCGAACAGCUUCUCAAGUCAUUCGAAAAUUGCUUGAACUUGGCGAUGAGACUGGACAGCAGCUAUUGGCCGCCGCAGUGCUAGAGGCAGUCAGAAGCAACUCAGUUCAGGUGGUAAACAUUGCCUGCAGCCGCUGUGGAAGCGUGGUGCUGCAGCAAAUCUCCUCCUUGCGAUGUAACGAGGUCCAAGAGCUUCAGUCACGCCUAAUCGAGGCCUCGCCGGUCUUAGAGAAGUCGAGAUACGGACGCCGCCUGGUGCGAUGA